Molecule: messenger RNA, 1380 nt
Organism: Cucurbitaria berberidis CBS 394.84
Lineage: Eukaryota; Fungi; Ascomycota; Dothideomycetes; Pleosporales; Cucurbitariaceae
Exons: 2
Coding region: 1-1380 (459 amino acids)
Source: RefSeq, a predicted model, not a curated record
AUGUCACCAAACGUGCAUUGGCGGCAGCAACAUGAAUCGAGCAACAGCACCGCGUCCGGUCGCAGCGACAACAGCGUCCGCUCGUACGAGACGGCUCCGACUGAGUACAGCGACCGACGACCAUCGCUAGCGCACAGUGCGACAUGCUACGCACGAGUAGAAGGACGCGGACGAGACUAUUUCGCGCCCAAAGAUGACCGCGAGCGAUAUGAGAACCCUCCUGCCCGCACCUCAGUCGACACAUAUGCCUCGACUUCAGAGGAAGACCUUACCGAUGAGCUCGACGAUAUGCCUGACUACGAUGUCCCACAGUCCCACUACGACCCCCUUCCCUCUGAAGCUAUUCCCACAACGCCCCGCGACUUUGGAGAGCUCUUCCCCACAGCCAAGCGGAUAUCCAUACGACACGACGAUGCUACGAUUGACGGGAACAUGAACCUAAGAGUCGACACACAGGUUGAAGAACGAGGCCACAGGAAGCAGAGUUAUACCCUCUUCCAUCUUCGCAUGAAAGAUCUACGCACCCGCGAGUUCUCCCUACGCCGAUACUGCAGGGAGUCUGGCCGCGAAGUCUGCCACUCAAUCCGCAAAUACCAAAAGCCACCGGCGGAGAAACGACCAGUCUUGCAGCGCGCAAGCACAGCGCUGGCCAACCUAGUCAAGCCUGACUCGCGCCCCGCCACAUCAUCAGGUCUCACACGUGCUGACUCUGGCUAUGAGUCGGUGCGUGGCAGUGUUAACGAGCGAGCAGACGAGGACGUGGCGGAGUCACGCCCCAAGUCCGUAGGCUACAACAAAGGCCGUGCCCUGAUCCCCACCAACACCAUCAAGCUCGAGUUCUCCAACUACGCACACCUUGAUGUGAAGCGGCGCGGCGCAAAGUCGCACAAGCGCUACGCGUUCGAAUACUGGGGGCAUGACUACUCCUGGAAACGCAUUGUCAAGUCAGAGAGUCAACGCGACCAAGAGAACGUGUCCUACUACCUUGUUAGAGAUGACAACGAUAAGGAGCCGCUGGCGCACAUUUGUCCUGUGCCGCUGACGCUGGAGGAAGCAAGGGAGGAGACGGCGAGGGGAGGCUGGGUGCCGCCAUGCUAUAUGCGUAUUACCGGUGACAAGAUUCUAGAGUCCGACACGGACAUUUCAGAUGUCGUCGUCGCAACAGGCCUGAUGACCCUCGUGGACGACUGCAUAAAGCGUCGCUUCCACUCAAAGCGCAGCACCCAGUUGCACAUUCCACUUCUUCGGACUCCGUCGUUCAAGAUGAAUAUGGAGUACAUUGGACCCAAGCGGCUUAUUGAUGAGGUGUUUCAUCGGAAACACCAGGACGGCGGAAGCCCCAAAAAACAACCAUCUACGUCACGCUGGGGUCCCGAGUGA